AAGGUGGGUCAGAAACACAUGUCCUAUUCAGGCAAUAUCCAUGUGCCCACAUGUAUGAUAUAUAUUUGACGGAGAGAGAAAAAAAGAAGGGAAGAAGAAACAAUAAGAGGAAAAAAAGUGAGAGGAGUGAGAUGAAAGAGAGUGGGGACACAGAAACAAAACCCACCAACAACCCCUCCUCUCAUUAGCUCUUCCUCUCCAACAUUGGCAGUUACUCUUGUCUCUGCGACUGCUUCUUCUGCUUUCUUAUCUUGGGGUGUUGGUAUUCUUCCACUACUGUUUCUGUGUUCACAUGUUUUAUAUAUAAGAUAGUUGGUUAUAGGUUUUAUAGAGUGUGUGGGAAGUCUAUUGAAGAAAAAUGAAGGAGAAGAGUGACGGGUUUGUGAGGGCAGAUCAGAUAGAUCUGAAGAGCUUGGAUGAGCAGCUUCAGAGGCAUCUCAGCAGAGCAUGGACUAUGGAGCAGAAGAAGGAGCAGCAAGAAGAGAGGCCCAAUACUCGAGAAGAGUGGGAGAUUGAUCCUUCCAAGCUCGUCAUCAAGAGUGUCAUCGCUCGUGGCACUUUUGGGACGGUUCAUCGUGGGGUUUACGAUGGCCAAGAUGUUGCAGUUAAACUUCUUGAUUGGGGAGAGGAGGGCCACAGAACAGAGGCUGAAAUAGCUUCACUUAGAGCAGCUUUUACACAAGAAGUUGUUGUAUGGCACAAGCUUGAUCAUCCUAAUGUAACUAAGUUCAUUGGGGCUACAAUCGGCUCAUCAGAGCUAAACAUACAAACAGAAAAUGGUCACAUUGGCAUGCCAAGUACUGUAUGUUGUGUUGUUGUUGAAUAUCUUCCUGGGGGAGCACUGAAAUCUUACCUCAUAAAGAACCAUAGAAGGAAGCUGGCUUUCAAAGUAGUUGUCCAACUGGCACUAGAUCUUGCACGAGGGUUGAGCUAUCUUCAUUCUAAGAAGAUUGUCCACAGAGAUGUGAAAACAGAGAACAUGCUUCUGGACAAGACUCGUACUUUAAAAAUUGCUGACUUUGGGGUUGCUCGCAUGGAGGCUUCAAAUCCUAAUGACAUGACAGGCGAGACUGGAACCCUUGGUUACAUGGCUCCAGAGGUUCUCAAUGGCAACCCGUAUAAUAGGAAAUGCGAUGUGUACAGUUUUGGUAUCUGCUUGUGGGAAAUUUAUUGCUGUGACAUGCCAUAUCCAGAUCUCAGCUUCUCAGAAGUGACCUCAGCUGUUGUCCGCCAGAAUCUGAGGCCUGAGAUACCUCGUUGUUGCCCGAGCUCUCUUGCGAAUGUAAUGAAGCGAUGCUGGGAUGCUAACCCUGACAAGCGCCCAGAGAUGGACGAGGUGGUAUCGAUGCUGGAGGGCAUUGACACAUCCAAGGGUGGAGGUAUGAUCCCUCUAGAUCAACCUCAAGGCUGUUUCUGUUUUGGCAAGUACCGAGGGCCUUGAAAGACUUGCUCUCUAAAGCAAAGAGAUGGUACAGAGUUCUGGAAAUCCAGCUUGUAUUUAAUUUAAGGUGGAAGAUUUGGGAUUUCAGAGAUGAAGGGAUACAGAAAUGCGGUUUGGUUUUAGCCUUUUAGGAUAAGAGGAACUCAUCAAUUUCUGUUUGUUUGUCGGAUUUUUGGAUGCUGUAAAUCUUUUCUUCUUUCGUUUUCCCUUAAAAAGGAAAUUGUGUAUUUGAUAGAGUGGCCGAUUCCAGGAUUUGUUGGCCUAAACAACGUUUCUGUAAGAUGAGCUUUCAUGUAACAGUCAGAUAUUGCCAUGUUGAACUGUUAAUUCAACAGGGUAAAUUGCUAAAAAAUGCCUUUCCUGAUGUGCAUUA
Vitis riparia (riverbank grape) is the source of this 1814-nucleotide messenger RNA. RefSeq names its product serine/threonine-protein kinase STY13-like. The transcript is spliced from 6 exons. Gene Ontology annotation, molecular function: protein kinase activity; ATP binding. The record is from RefSeq and is a predicted model, not a curated record. Bases 359 to 1441 code for a protein of 360 amino acids. Lineage: Eukaryota; Viridiplantae; Streptophyta; Magnoliopsida; Vitales; Vitaceae. Gene Ontology annotation, biological process: protein phosphorylation. Gene Ontology annotation, cellular component: plasma membrane.